AAUGAUAACAUCUGCAGCAACAACAUGUCAUUGUUGUCGCCGUUUAAAUUUUACAUAUACAUAUACAUGAUAAUUCUGUGUAUUACUACCACAACCAUUAGUUCCUUUGCAACAUCAAUAAAAGAAUCAACAUGUCCUGCGGACUUUUGGUCAUCACAGAAACAAGAAUAUGAGAAACAUUUGGAUGUUACCCAACAGCCAUGCGAUGAUUUCUAUGAAUACGCUUGCGGCAACUGGCGAGCGCCCUAUCAACUGCGUAUGCUAGAGGCUGGCGAUACACUAACAGCUAUUAAAGCGGCCAAUAAACAUUUGCUGAUACAAUAUUUUGAAGCCUACGACGAGAAGGAGCAAAAUAACACAACGAAAAGUAUAGUGAACUUUUACAAAUCCUGUUUAGAUAAUCGAACGUGGAAAGCGAAAGCGACUGAAGAACAACGUAUACAAUACUAUGUCGAGAUCUUACAAUCGCUUACAGUGGAAUGGCCGAUACUGACGGAAGAUUUUGCUAGUCGAAAUGAAACGUACGAUUGGAUACGUGUAGCAGGCGAGGUGCGUCGUUUUGGAGUGCAGGCGUUCAUGAAAGUCUUGGUACAACCUAAUUGGCAAUUGGCGCAACAAUUGAUUUUUUAUAUGAUGCCGCCUAACUUCGAAUGGUUAAAGCUACGACCGUCGGACAGUACAUACAACGAAGAGUCCGUUUUUCUAUACCAGCGCUAUAUCAAAUUGCUAAUGAUGGAUUUGGGGGUGAAGGUACGCAGAGCGAACCAAAUUGCUUUAGAAGUGAUCGAUUUCGAAAAACAGUUGUUUAGUUUGGUGACGAACGAUCAAUCAGUGAUCCUUAGAGAGCCUCAAACACUUGAGAGUUUAAGCCGCGAAAUGCCAUUAAUUGACUUUCGCAACUACUUUUCCAGUUUAUUGCAAGAUUUUGAAUUACCGCGUGACUGGUCUCAGCAAAUCUUAAUCGUCAGUGAUUAUCUUUUCCUUAAAAAGCUGGCCAAUUUUCUUAAUCAUACCAAUGGCGAUAUUACAGGCAAAUAUGUGUUGGUUCAAUUUCUUAUACAUUUUGAAUUCCAUCUGCAUGAUGAAGACACUUACACAAGACAGAAAAUGGAUUGCUUGCAAUUGGUUAAUGAUUUUUUGCCCGAUGAACUCUCUUAUUUAUAUCUGCAACUGCAAUAUGGAAAUUCGGAGAGCUUUCUAAAACAAUCGGAAACACAUUUGAAGCAGAUUUUUCAAAAUCUUAAAAAUCAAUUUGAAAAGAUGUUAAACAGUAGCGUAGUUUUUGAGAGAGACAACCAGACGCGCCUGUUAAGUUUACAAAAACUGAAAGAUAUGUAUUUGAUUAUACCUAAAAUAGAGAUCGGGCAACCAUCGUCAGACGAAGCACCAGCAAAACUCCUUCCAAUGCUUUCAGACAAUUACGAUUCCAAUCUAAUUAACUUAUGGAAAUUAAAAAUUCAACGAGAAUUAUCGGUAUACGUAGAAAGAUUAACUAAAAAGAAUUUAGAGAGCUUUUAUCUUGAUGUUCUAAAAUCCUUUGGCUAUACCUAUGGUCCAUUAGAUGUAAAUGCGUAUUAUCGUUUGAAAAAGAACGCAAUUGAAUUGCCGAUAGGCCUGUUGCGUGCUCCGCUUUAUGAUAAAUGUCUAAAGCCCGCCAAGUUAUAUGGAAGCUUUGUUUACAUUGUAGCGCACGAACUGAUACAUGGUUUCGAUUAUGACGGUUUGAAUUACGAUGCCGCAGGCUCGGUGGCUAACGGUUGGGGUGUCAAAGCAAUUAUAAAAUAUGGUGUACGUUCCAAUUGCUAUUUAAAUGAGCGUUACAAGAAUGAUGCUUUAACCAUUAAUGAGAAUAUAGCCGAUUCCGAGGGUUUGCGUUUGGCAUUGGAAACCCUUCUCGACCACGAAAUGAGUUCGAGUUUUGAAGUGGACGAUUUGAAAUUGUUUUUCUUAAGUUUUGCUCAAACUUGGUGUGGCUCUAGUGGGGUAAAAACUAGUAAUUCCAUCCACGCUGCACAUAAAGAGCGGGUUAAUAAUGUUGUGGGAAAUUUUAUGGAAUUUUCUGACAUCUACAAAUGUCGCUCCGGCUCACGUAUGCACCCGGAAGAGAAGUGUCGAAUAUGGUAGGAAUGAAGAGAGUUAUGUUUUAAAUUAAUUUUAAGAAGCUUAUUCAUUCUCUUAGUAAAACACCUAUGACAAGACGUCUGCCAUGAACGAUAAUAUCUACUAAUCUAAAGCAUAUAUCAGAGAAACAUUUUGA
This is a messenger RNA of Glossina fuscipes, 2257 nucleotides long. Its product is annotated as neprilysin-1. The transcript has a single exon. Gene Ontology annotation, cellular component: plasma membrane. Gene Ontology annotation, biological process: protein processing. Gene Ontology annotation, molecular function: metalloendopeptidase activity. The coding region runs from base 25 to 2124 and encodes 699 amino acids. The record is from RefSeq and is a predicted model, not a curated record. Lineage: Eukaryota; Metazoa; Arthropoda; Insecta; Diptera; Glossinidae.